UAUGGUACACUCACGCUUUAUUCACAAUCAGAGUAGCUGUUCAGUCGGUAUGGAAACUCAUGGUUUGCUCACAAUUACACUGACUAUUCAGUCGGUAUGGUAGACUCACGCUUUACUCAGAAUCAGACUGGCUGUUCAGUCGGUAUGGUAAACUCGCGCUAAUAUGGAUGACAUGGCUGUAAAGCUUGUUAAAAUUCAAAAAUUAAUAUAUCCAUGUCUUUAUCUUCUUAUAUUUACGUGAAAAAUAAUGACGAAACAACCUAUCCUCAAAGAGUGAGCGAACCCACCGGCGCUGAAUCAUUUAUUUCCGUGCGAAAAGUUUCCUUUACCUUAAACAGAGUAGAUUACGCGACGAGGAGGAUCGAUAGAUGCUAUUCACUUUUAUAGUUCUGAUUAUACCCACACUUCUACGUUGAUGGAAGGGCAAUAGCGCGGCCUUGAACUUCCGUUGAAUGAAAGGCAGACGAUUUCACGGUCAAGAGACGCUUCAACGUGUCUCGCUGAUAACGACAAUCGCAUAAAACGUUCGUUACUUUCACCGCGAACGCAAUUGUCUGGAACGAAUUGCAAACGCGACAAAAAUAAAUUCUGUGUAGUUUAUACUUAGCGCAUAAUUUCUUGUAUGGCUGACACGUGCAAUUUAUUAUUAUUUUCAAUCGGUAUCGUAGUCUUAUAAAUUGAUAUCCGUGAUCGAUAUGAAUGAUCAUUUACAGGUUUCGUUUCGUGCCGUGUGUAUAUGAUAUUUAUACACUUCAGGGGCAAGUAAAAAAUGAAACAAACAUCAAUUAGUUCUUCGAGUUCGAACUGAAAUCAAAAUCAAAAUUAAAUUUAAUUACAAAGCUCCUUGCCACGGGUUUAGAAUACCGCAGAUCCAUCACUGUCGGAGAACAACAGGAAACCGGUCAGUCAGUGCCUCGCUAGAAGGAAGAACGAAUAUUUACCUCGUGCUUCCAGUAAAUACGUGCUUUUUCUGUUAAUUCUCAGGUCGAACUAAACGUUUCGUGAGAUUACCAAACGAAAUGGGUGUUCGUAAGAAGAGUGGUAGACAAUUUCAUGUGAGACUCAACGUUUAACGUUUCCUUUUGAAUAAAUGAACGCAUGAUGUAUAGAAACCGCAAAAGAAUUGUUCUUCAAAUUUUUAAGUAUGUCGUUGGCUGUGGAUUGAUAUUUUUUAUAUUGAAAUUGACCCUACAUCGUGUUGGAGAGGAGGACAAGUUAAUACCUACGUCGGAUGAACUGGAUAAAUUAAUGGUCGAAGCAGAAAACGACAAUUUCCAGCGAUUGUUAACAGCGAAGUAUACUUGCCGAAGAUACAAUCUAGGUGCAUAUAAAGAACCUGAUACACUUGCAAGCUUUAAGCACCCACCCGCGCCACAGUAUAGCGUCUUUUAUAUAAGCAGGUCGCAUAAUCUAUCAUACUGUCCAAUUUACAAAGCCGGUAGCACAACAUGGAUUUACAAUUUAUGUCUUCUAAUGAACGUGCCCGAGGAAGAGCUGAACAGUGGAAAGGAGCAGAUAUCGACCAUCGCGAGAAGGGUAAUACCGGAACUCGAAUAUCCAGCAGCCGACAAGGCUCUAAAGGUAACGAAGAAACUCUUGGUGGUAAGGCACCCAUUUGAGAGAUUGCUGAGCGCAUAUCGCGAUAAGCUGGAAAACUCUGUGGCUGGAAGGGAACACGGGACACUUCACUUUUAUCGGAAAUAUGGCAGCAAGAUUGUUCAAAAGUACCGCGAGAGGAAUUAUACCGAACCUACGAAGGACCAGGUGAUCAGACUAGAGGGAAUUCCUUCGCCAGCUGGAAUCGAACCGACGUUCAGAGAAUUCGUUCAGUAUCUAAUUAACACCGACUUGGCCAGCUACGGAGACGAUCAUUGGAUGCCAUACUACUUAUUCUGCACGCCUUGCAUCGUCGAUUAUGACAUAAUCGCGAAGGUAGAAACAAUGUGGCGGGACCAGAUUUACACGAUCCAUAAAUUAGGCCUGCAAAAGGUAAUUAAGCCAAGAUGGCGACAUAGCGGUGGUCACUCGAGCGCAUCGAGGAUAUAUUUCAGUCAGCUGAACAAAGAUAUGGUGCAGAAAUUGUACGGAAAAUUCAAACUCGACUUCGACCUAUUCGAUUACUCGCCUGAUGAUUAUUACCAAUACGCAGCUCCUGUUUAAAAAUUAAAUUGAAACAAAAAUACGAAUUAUCGUUCCAAUAAAUAAUAAAAAAAAUUGCAUGGUACUGCAAAAGUAAGUUUCAGCGUACUAUUACUUGAUUUUUAUCCAGCCGGAUCGGUCAAGUACCCCACGGUUAGUGGUCGAGGGUCGGUGGCGAUAAAACGCGGCCGCUUUUCGUUUGCUCAUUAAUUAAUCCGACUCGAGGGGGAGCCAUCGACUUUAGGACAGAUCGUUCUGAUACAUUGCGUCAUGGCAAGUGGGUCAAUCGAUUUCGUCGGCAAAAGUUCGUCGCGUGGCGUAAUGUGAUUUAAACACCAUCAAUUAGGUUCACGUAUGUAUGCUUAUCGGCUUAACACGUUUCUUUGUUUUUGCCGUCCGUCUGUUCCAGCGAUUUUCGUGCUGAACACGUUCGACGUGACCGUAAAAAUAUAGGACGUAUACGAUUAGCAUUGUUAAGCUUCGUGAAAUAUUUCAUGCGCCAGCAGGUUAGUACUUAACUUAUCGAACGCUUGCGAUUCUCCUAUUAAGCAUCGAUCCACGUGAACAUGCUUGCAUCGAAGAGAAGUAACGCGAUCUUCGAGAGAGUUUCGAUUAUAGUCCUACAGCAGACUCGAUUGUAUCCCACAUGUUACACUACGUGUAGCGUGAAUGUUAUGCUGCAAGUAUUGUGAAUAUCGUGUAUAGUACGAUUACAUUGUGCGUAUUGCGACAGUUACAGAAGAAAAUAAAGGAAUCGUA
Molecule: messenger RNA, 2898 nt
Organism: Hylaeus volcanicus
Lineage: Eukaryota; Metazoa; Arthropoda; Insecta; Hymenoptera; Colletidae
Product: carbohydrate sulfotransferase 11-like
Exons: 6
Coding region: 1099-2160 (353 amino acids)
Biological process (GO): carbohydrate biosynthetic process
Cellular component (GO): membrane
Molecular function (GO): sulfotransferase activity
Source: RefSeq, a predicted model, not a curated record